GCAAUUUCCGUUCAAAAUGGCUGACAAGACUAUGUCUAUUUCUGUUCCAUCAGAAAAGCCUAUAAAAGUCGAAAAAUGGAAAGUUAAACAAGGCGCAUUUGUGUCGCAAGGACAAAUAUUAUUUUUAUAUAGUGAUUCAUCGGGUAAUAACAGUGGAUUUAAGAAAUUUAAGGCAUUGCGUGCAGGUACUAUUCUAACCAUCAAGGUGAAAGAAGGCGACACUGCAGAGCCUGGAACAUGCUUAGCCGAUUUAGAAGGAUGCAAACAUCCUACUGUUAUGAAGGAUAUGUGUGCCGAAUGCGGUGCAGAUUUACGUGUAGACGAAAGAAAGAAAUUGGAGGUAGCUGUGGUGCCUAUGGUACACUCUGUACCUGAACUAAAGGUAUCUGAGGAACUGGCACAAAAAUUGGGACGGGAGGAUGCUGAUCGUUUAUUGAAAGAUAGAAAGUUGGUCCUUCUAGUGGAUCUAGAUCAAACACUAGUUCAUACUACAAAUGAUGAUAUCCCUCCAAAUUUGAAGGGUGUUCUUCAUUUCUUCUUAAGAGGCCCGGGCAGUCAAGGAAGAUGGUGUCACACAAGACUCAGGCCGAGAACAAAAGAAUUUCUGGAAUCAGCAGCUAAAAUUUAUGAGCUGCAUGUCUGUACAUUUGGCGUUAGGCAAUAUGCACACGCUAUUGCUGAUUUGUUAGAUCCAGAGAAAAAAUUUUUCUCACACAGAAUAUUGUCAAGGGAUGAAUGCUUUGAUGCUAGAACAAAGUCGGCUAAUCUAAAGGCUCUCUUCCCAUGUGGAGAUAAUAUGGUGUGCAUUAUUGAUGACAGGGAAGAUGUUUGGAGACAUGCUACCAACUUAAUUCAUGUGAGGCCAUACUCAUUUUUUCAGUCUACUGGAGAUAUUAAUGCCCCACCACCCCUCAGUGAUGAUAAGCUAAAAGCGAGCGAGAAAAAUGGGUCUGUUCUACGUCAAUUGCCAAUGUUGGAUUCAGAACCUGAUAAAGGUGGAACUGGAGGUAGUUUUAAAGAUAAACCAACAGAAGAUAACUUAAAAGAAGCAAAGUCGACCAAAGUAACUGAAAUUGAAAGUAAUGCUGAAAAUAAAGAUAUAAAUAAUUUGUCUAAUGAAAGUUCUGGAGAACCAGAGGAUCCCAAAUGGAUUGAAACAUCUGAUGGACAAAUUGAAGUUGAAGAUUCUGAUGAUUAUCUAAUAUAUUUAGAAGAUAUCUUAAAAAGGAUACACAAGCAGUUUUAUGACAUGUAUGAUAGUUUGGGGCAGCACCAAAUACCGGAUCUUAAGUUUAUAAUACCAGAGGUAAAAGGCCAAGUAUUAGCUGGUACCAGUUUAGUGUUUAGUGGUCUGGUUCCUACACAUCAAAAGUUGGAGACAUCUAGAGCAUUUCUAGUGGCAAGGGGCCUGGGAGCGGAAGUGACCCAAGAUUUUACAGAGAAAACCACACAUUUAGUUGCUGUAAGAUCAGGCACAGCUAAAGUAAAUACCAGUCGCAGAAUGGGCGAGGGCAAGUCAAAGGUUCAAGUGGUAACACCAGAUUGGCUGUGGAGUUGUGCAGAGAGAUGGGAACGGGUUGAUGAACGAUUAUACCCCCUUCAGAGAGGGGGACAGAGUAGUGCUCGCAGGCCUCCAGCUCACUGUAGUAGUCCACCACCCGCACCACCACCAAAUACGGUGGCCGCAAUACGCAAGAGAACACCGUCCGGUAGAUUCAUGGAUACAAUCAACCCCCUUCUAUCCUUCUCUAGUGAUGACAUUGCUGAUAUGGAUAGAGAGGUAGAAGAUAUAUUCAAUGAAUCUGAUGAAAGUUCAUCUGAAGAAGAGAAGGCAAUUACUGAUGACAUUGAUGAUGAGGAAAAUAUUCCUGAAGACAGGUUACUCACACUUGACACAGAAAAUAGUUCACAAGAUAGGAUACUUGAUAAUGAUGUCGAGAGUGAAUCAGAACCAGAUGAAGACAGACCUCGUAAACGACCUAGACCUGCAUCUCCCCCUACAGAAGAUGAUGAUAGCUCAUGGAAUUUAAUGGGAGCUGCUUUAGAAAGAGAAUUUUUAGCACAGGACUGAUGUUUUCUGUAUCACUCUAUAGAUAUAUUAUACUUUUUGUUUAAUAAAUUGUUCAUUGGUUUUAUA
Leptidea sinapis is the source of this 2137-nucleotide messenger RNA. It is a transcript of the gene Fcp1, whose product is annotated as RNA polymerase II subunit A C-terminal domain phosphatase. Gene Ontology annotation, molecular function: RNA polymerase II CTD heptapeptide repeat phosphatase activity. The coding region runs from base 17 to 2071 and encodes 684 amino acids. Gene Ontology annotation, cellular component: nucleus. The record is from RefSeq and is a predicted model, not a curated record. NCBI's taxonomy places the organism in Eukaryota, Metazoa, Arthropoda, Insecta, Lepidoptera, Pieridae. The transcript is spliced from 12 exons.